AUGACAACUCUGCUGGACCUGAAGAGCAGUGUGCUGCGGCAGGUGCAGAGGAGCCAAUCCCUGCGGAGCAAAAGGGACCCGCCCACGCCCACCCACAGCAGCCCCCACGCACACCAACCCGAGCCGCUGUCCCGCAGGGUUUCAGAGGAGAGCGGAGAAUUCUUUGAACGCGUCAAUGGAAUCACGCAGAAGCAGGAGAACAUGCUGCGUGCCACCCAGGCCGAGAGCCAAAGGGGGCUGUGCACGGUGCCUCCACCUCAGGAACAUGUGGACCAGGCCUAUAUCCAGGAGCGGAUCAGCCGGAGUGAGCUGGAUCUACUUUACGAGGAGGUGGUGUACACUGUGGUGAACCGCGUGGGCGUAGCACCUCCAGAACAUGUGAAGAGUGACGAGGAGCUGUUUGCCUAUCUGCUGAAAGUGUUUGAUAUGGGGGAAGAGGAGCAUGAGAUCAUUCUUCAAAAAGUCCAGGAAUCUAAGCGUGCCAGCUUUUCAUUGCGAGUGUCCGUGUUGAAAGCAAAGAAUCUCAUGGCCAAGGACUCCAAUGGAUAUAGUGACCCCUACUGCAUGCUGGGUAUUCUGGAGGGUCAAAGCCCACAUGACACCGAGGAGAAGAAAGAGAGAAAGUUCAGCUUCCGAAAGAGGAAGGAGAAAUUGGAGAAGCGUUUAAGCACAAAGGAAGCAUUACCGGCGCGAUGCAUUCAGGUGACGGAAGUAAAACCGGAAACACUCAACCCGGUGUGGGACGAGCACUUUGUUUUUGAAAUUGAUGACGUCCACAAUGAUCUCCUACACUUGGACAUAUGGGAUCAUGAUGACGAUGUGUCUGUAGCUGAAGCUUGUAAAAAAUUGAACGAAAUCAGCGGCCUUCGAGGAAUGGGCAGGUAUUUUAAGCAGAUAGCAAAAUCAGUGCGCGCCAACGGUUCUGCUUCUUCAGGAUCUGAGGAGAACGCGGACGACUUCCUCGGCUGCAUCAACAUCCCUUUGAAUGAGAUGCCAGUGUCUGGUUAUGACACAUGGUUCAAGCUGGAGCCGCGUUCGAGUGCGUCCAAAGUUCAGGGAGAAUGUCUUCUAAUCUUAAAGCUCUUCACGAAUCAGAGAGACACCACUUUGUCAAAGAAGGACUCUAACGUCUCCAUUCACAGGAAAUUACUGGGUCAAAUAGUGGAGUAUGAACACACUAACAUCAAGCGUGAGCCGUACAACUGGACAGGGCAGGUGAGUCCUCCGGCCUGGACCGUGCUUACCCAUCAUGCAGUGCAGACAGACUUGUCCCCGUUGCAACAGGCCAUAAUCCGCUGGCAGUGCUACAGCAGCCAUCACCGCACUCAGAGGGUGUGCUACUCCCUGCUGCUGCGCCUCCUGAGGAGCAUCGAUGCAGAGUGGGACGCCCCCACUGUGCGGGGCGACCUGGAGAGGCAGUUGUCAGACAGCUUCAGGCUGUACACAGAGCACUGUCUGUGUCUGAUGAAGAACAUGAGGCAGGUGUUCCCCUGCUCCAGCGCAGCCGCCAUCACACGCUACGAACUCAUGCUCAGGGGGAUUGGAUACAUGCAGAACAUGCGGGCCUUUAAGACCGUGUGCCCGCUCCGAAACGAGCUCCAUCUAGACAUCACGACAGCAAUCAAGAAAGGAACUGCCGAGUGGUACGAGAGCCUUGUGACGAGACAUAAACCGGAGGACGGGACUCUGGAGGAGCAGCUUAAGAAGUUGAUCCAAAUCGUAGAUGCAGUGUGUGCGGAUGUACAGCGAGCUCAGAACAUCUACAACAAACUCUUUUACAGUGCUGUCAAAGUGGAUUUCUUCAGCAUCACAUACCGGCAACUGGAGAAACUUGUGGCAGAUGACGUGAACGUGGCCAUGGAGCGUGUGUGUGGGACUCUAGAGCAGGAGAGCUCCAGACUGACGCAGAGCAUGGGAGAAACCAUCUUUGAACUCUUCACGUCACUAAAGAUCCUCAAAGGCUUUCGAGAGUUCCUGCCUCUCAAGGACGCAAAGAUGUUGGCUCUGACAGGGUUCCAUAACUGGUUUAAGUCGUCGAUUCAUAAAUGGCUGCAGAUAGUUCACGACAGGUCAUGUGACAGGAUCAGCAAGGCGGUGGACUCGGACAAGUUGGAGACAGUGGGACUGGCCAAACACAGCUCAUCUGCCGUUGAGGUUUCUCUCUGCUUUAACCAGGUCAGAGAGAUGUGGCAGCAGAUGUCCUGGCCCGACUCCGCAGGGGCCUUCAUCUUCAUCACCAGACUGACAGACAACUUCUGCAGCGAGGCCGUGUGUUACUCCGAGAUGAUGACCCGCAAGAUUGAAAGGAGCCAGCUGGGCCGAGACCACAAAAGCUUCACAGUGCAGCUCUGCAUCGGGCUGAACAGCAUGGAGCAUGUGCGGGUGUUCCUGGGCUGCCUGCCCAAGGACCUGGACUGGUGCAAUGUGGAGAGGGCCAUGGAGGAGUCAUGUGGAGCCGAAGGGAAGGAGCAGGUCUACAAGGCUCUGAACGCACAGCUCUACAACAUGGACGUGGACCUGCAGAGGGAGGCCAAACGGCUCAUCUCUGUGCUCACCGACAAGAUGAUGCCAGAGCUGCGGAGGUACAUCCAGCACAUCAGCCUGUCUCCAGACUCUAUCAACAACGAUGAGGCUGUGUCCCCUCUAAUGAAGUAUCUACAAGACACGAUGAGCAUCCUCACUGACAGCCUGGUCAAGGAAAAUCUCACAAGGGUGCUUCAAAGCAUGUGGGAGCUGCUCCUGAGAAUGAUCCUGGAUGCAGUUUCUGAAAACAGAGGGGUCCAAAUUGAGUUUUACAACCGCUUUCAAUACACUGUUGAGACACUGCUGCAGUUCUUUCAUGCCGAGGGAGCAGGCCUCAGCGUGGAUGACAUGAAGAGCGGAGAUUUCAAGGCUCUCGAGGAGGAGCUGAAGCUGAACAAGUGCUCGUCUUUUGAGCUGAUUGAACAAUACUAUCUCGAGAAGAUUUCCCAUCAGAAAACUCUCAAACACACUCGAUUUGGCCGGAUCAGCGUCAAGUGCUACUACGAGGCUUCAGAGCAGAGACUUACGGUGGAAAUCCUUCAUGCAGCCGACAUCCUGGCACUAGACGCCAAUGGUCUGAGUGAUCCGUUUGUCAUCGUGGAGCUCUGCCCUCAUCAUCUGUUCCCGUUGGCGAAGAGCCAGCGCACCCAAGUGAAACUCAAAACACUGCAUCCUGUUUUUGAUGAGCUCUUUUACUUCCACGUCAGUCCGGAGCAGUACAGACACAGAUUUGCCUGUUUAACCUUCACUGUGAUGGACUACGACUGGUUGUCCACUAAUGAUUAUGCGGGCGAAGCCGUGGCUCCUCUCAGCGACUUCUGCUGGCCGGGCCGACCCAACGCCUCACCACAGGGCAAGACCGUGCAGCCCUCCAUCCUGCACCUGUCCCGCAGCAAACCCAGCGAGAAGCCAAUCAUGAGGAUGCUGGAUGCACGUAUCGGAGACAGAGAGGCCCAAGAGUUUGUCCGCCGGCUGAAGGAAAUUGAGAAAUCAAUGGAGAAUGAAGAGUGA
Knipowitschia caucasica is the source of this 3534-nucleotide messenger RNA. NCBI's taxonomy places the organism in Eukaryota, Metazoa, Chordata, Actinopteri, Gobiiformes, Gobiidae. The record is from the annotation of a GenBank genome assembly.